AUGUCGUCACGGAAGAAGGUCCUGUUGAAGGUUAUCAUUCUGGGUGAUAGCGGCGUCGGUAAGACGAGUUUGAUGAACCAAUAUGUCAACAAAAAGUUCAGCGCAAGCUACAAGGCCACAAUCGGAGCCGACUUUCUCACCAAGGAGGUUCUAGUCGAUGAUCGGCUAGUGACAAUGCAGAUUUGGGACACUGCAGGACAAGAACGAUUCCAGUCCCUCGGCGUUGCAUUCUACCGCGGUGCGGACUGCUGCGUUUUGGUCUACGAUGUCAACAAUUCGAAGAGUUUCGAGGCCCUUGACAGCUGGCGCGACGAGUUCCUGAUCCAGGCCAGUCCUAGGGAUCCUGAGAGCUUCCCUUUUGUUGUGAUUGGUAACAAGAUCGAUGUGGAAGAGAGCAAGCGGAUGAUCUCUUCAAAACGGGCUAUGACGUUCUGCCAGUCGAAGGGCAACAUUCCCUACUUCGAAACGAGUGCCAAGGAAGCCGUCAACGUUGAGCAGGCUUUUGAAGUCAUCGCCCGGAGCGCUCUGGCACAAGAAGAGGCAGAAGAAUUUAGUGGGGAGUUCAGCGACCCGAUCAACAUCCACCUUGAUGGUGAGCGUGACGGAUGCGCUUGUUAA
Molecule: messenger RNA, 618 nt
Organism: Aspergillus neoniger CBS 115656
Lineage: Eukaryota; Fungi; Ascomycota; Eurotiomycetes; Eurotiales; Aspergillaceae
Gene: rab7
Product: Rab family GTPase YPT7
Exons: 6
Coding region: 1-618 (205 amino acids)
Biological process (GO): regulation of vacuole fusion, non-autophagic
Cellular component (GO): fungal-type vacuole membrane; phagocytic vesicle; late endosome
Molecular function (GO): GTPase activity; GTP binding
Source: RefSeq, a predicted model, not a curated record